CUGAAGCAACGAAUUAGGCAUUUUGUUGUGACUAAAUUGACUGGGCGAUUAGGGAAGCAAUUGAAAUGGUUUCGGAUCGGCGUGGUAACUAAAGGCGUGAACUUAUUUACUCGGUAAACUGUGCAUUCGUUUGUAAUCAGAAAAUUUUGCUCAUUUUUCGUUGAAAUGGAGACUACUCUUUAGUUUUGUAUUGAUAUCACUGUUACUAUUACCGAAAGCACCGCAAAAACAAUAAAUAUUGACAGUUGACCAAUUGCAUACUACAAAAUCCGUUCCAGCGGUCACAGCUGAUCGGGAAUGCACCAACCUAACAGAAACAAAAUUUCUGUGACCGUCCAAGUUUUGUUUUGAUUUUGAUUGUAGCUGGUUACGUUUCACACGACAAUAAAAUGUGCCGCAACGAGGAAUUUAUCAAAGAGAUUUUUCAUUAUUUCAUCAAUGAUCCGUGCAAAUACACGACCAAUAAUGUCAUCAAAAGACAUACCAAAAAUCUUUCCGAAUUCGGUGACUACAGUUUUCCGAUCAACACGCAAAAUUGGGCCCAAUUUUUACCGCCUCUUCAGCAUUUAUCUGUUGACAACAUUUUCGACUAUCGACAACGAUGCGACGAUAAAUUUGAAUCGAUUACUGACCAUAUCAAAGACUUUGUACAGAACAGCCGAAAGUGGACCUUACAAAUUGAACAAGCUGUGAUAAACGACACUCGUUGUGCCAUUUUCCUGAAUCGUUACAGUGCAUUCCAGUUGACUCUGACCACUGUGUUGAAUAAUCCAAAUUACGGAUGUUAUGAAGGUGAUCAAACGUAUGCGGUAGUAAGAAAUGAUACCGAUCCAGGCGACAAAGAACCGUUGACGAAGUAUCGCUGCCGGGUCAUUCAGAAUGUUAUUGUCAAUUUGACGAAACAUUUGAAAGGAUCGACACAGAAAUCACUUUAUGUGACACAUAAAUCGACCGAUUCCGGUGCACCUCAAGGAUCCACUAAGAUUUUGGUCGGAAAUGUUACGAGCACUGACAACAAGGUCUUGAACGUAGACGCAACGGAUUAUAUUCAAAAACGUUCCGUUGAUAUGCAGCUGAUGGCACAGCAUAAGUAUGGAUUGAGGGUCAAGAAUGAAUUGUUCUUCCAAAAUUUGAUCAACUCUUUGGGUAAAGCUGCUGUUACCAUUGAUUUGCUGGAGGUAAGACCAUCGGGUUCGCUCAAAUUGAAUAUGUCUGGCUGUUCAACGGGACGAAGUAAAGGCGCAUCGUUUAUACUGUACAACUCGGCUAGGAUCGAGACAUUGUUGAAAAAAUAUGAUCACGGAGUUGCGACCAAAUUUUAUCCUGAAACACCACCAUUGGAUCGUGUCGACUUAGCGUUACUUAAAGAGGAGGAGGAGUGGAUCCUACUAUUCAAUUACGUUUUGGCGUACCCAAGCCUGAUCAAUCAAACUAUCGGCGAAAAUAACAAAUUGACUUUUUCGUUGCAUUUACUCUGCAUGUUUUUGAGUGGGCUGGCGUCGACAUUCAGUAUUUACUACGCUCGGACACGUAUUUUAACGGAAAAUCGUCCCCAAUUGAUGCCGGCUCUUCAUGCCAGAAUCUAUUUGCUGAAAUCCAUACAAAUCAUUUUGAACAAAUGUUUGGCUAUUCUCAACAUUGAUCCGGUUAAACAGAUGUAAUGGAUAUCGUAAAAUAGUGUAAAGGGUGCUAUCUCUACACAAUCGAUUUGAUUUUUGAUUUUCUAUUUUUCUACUGAAUUCUGCCGAUGAUUUAAGCUUAAAAAUUGUCCCCAAACUCGACGAAUAAACGAAAAUAUUGAGCUCGUUUCUCAAUAGCAAAUG
Molecule: messenger RNA, 1823 nt
Organism: Bradysia coprophila
Lineage: Eukaryota; Metazoa; Arthropoda; Insecta; Diptera; Sciaridae
Product: DALR anticodon-binding domain-containing protein 3
Biological process (GO): tRNA C3-cytosine methylation; arginyl-tRNA aminoacylation
Molecular function (GO): arginine-tRNA ligase activity; ATP binding; tRNA binding
Source: RefSeq, a predicted model, not a curated record